Messenger RNA from Sabethes cyaneus, 2791 nucleotides. It is a transcript of the gene Prp40, whose product is annotated as pre-mRNA-processing factor 40 homolog A. The coding region runs from base 131 to 2617 and encodes 828 amino acids. Gene Ontology annotation, molecular function: protein binding; RNA binding. The transcript has 3 exons. Gene Ontology annotation, biological process: mRNA cis splicing, via spliceosome. The record is from RefSeq and is a predicted model, not a curated record. NCBI's taxonomy places the organism in Eukaryota, Metazoa, Arthropoda, Insecta, Diptera, Culicidae. Gene Ontology annotation, cellular component: U2-type prespliceosome; U1 snRNP.
AAUUCCUGAAACCGUGGCCGCGCAUAUAAGGUGAAAAAACGGUCGCGUUUAAUGGGGCUUUCUGGCGUUCUAUUAAGCUAAGUUUACGGAAUUUCACAGUUGCUCUCGGUUACAAGCAGUGUAUGUAAGAAUGUCGGUUCCACCGGUUGCCGGAGUGCAACCGUUUCCGGCGCUUGUGCCGUUUAGUGUUCCCCCACCAGGAUUCGGCGCUGCCCCAGCUGCUGCCGUGCCUGGUGCAGAGGCUCCUGUGUUACCUAUGAUACCGAUUGUUCCGCAAGUGGUUAGUGAGUGGACUGAACACAAAGCACCGGACGGGAGAGUGUACUACUAUAACAGCGUCUCGAAGCAAAGUUUAUGGGAAAAACCGGAUGAACUAAAGUCUCCGGCGGAAAAGUUACUUUCACAAUGCCCAUGGAAGGAAUAUAAAUCAGACCAAGGUAAAGUUUACUAUCACAAUGUGAAUACGAAGGAAUCGCAAUGGGUUGCUCCACCGGAGUAUCUGGAGCUGAAAGAAAAAGUGGAAGCAGAGAAGGCAGCAGCUGAAGCUGCCAAAGCAGCCGCACUAAAAACGGUGGCCCCUGGAGCGAUUCCUAUGAUGAUUCCGCCAGUAGUGUUGCCAGUUAUGUCUCCGGCGCUGGUGACUGCAGAAUCGAUACCUUCACUUUCGGGGGUCACUCCUGGAUCUGCUGAAAAUUCAUCCUCCGCGCUGGAUCAAGCGAUGGCAGCAACUUUGGCUGCCAUAGAAGUUCCCGAAGAUCCGGCCCCAAAGAAAGAGGAAGAAGAAAAACCGGUGGUUGAGGAAGAACCCGCCGUUGAGUUUAAAGAUAAGAGGGAAGCGAUUGAAGCUUUCAAGGAAUUUUUGAGGGAGAAAAAUAUCCCUUCCAGCUCCAGCUGGGAGCAAUGUGUCAAGAUUGUGCAAAAAGAUCCUAAAUUCAAUAUAUUUAAAAAAUUGCAAGAGAAGAAGCAAGCAUUUAAUGCGUACAAGACUCAGAAGCAGAAGGAUGAAAAGGAGGAACAACGGCUCAAAGUCAAAAAAUCAAAAGAGGAGCUGGAAAAGUUCCUGAUGACUUCGGACAAAAUGAAUGCUUCCCUGAAGUACUACCGGUGCGACGAAAUGUUUGCCAAUUUGGACGUUUGGAAAUCAGUUCCCGAACUGGACAGAAGAGAUAUUUACGAUGAUUGCAUUUUUAAUCUGGCCAAGAGGGAAAAGGAAGAAGCUAGACUGCUCAAGAAACGAAACAUGCGAGUUCUGGGCGAACUGCUAGAAGCGAUGACUUCGGUCACUUAUCAAACCACUUGGUCCGAGGCGCAGGUCAUGUUAUUGGAGAAUACAUCCUUUAAGAAUGACGUGAAUCUGCUUGGCAUGGACAAAGAGGAUGCUUUGAUUGUUUUCGAAGAACACAUCCGUACCUUGGAGCGCGAGGAAGACGAAGAUAAGGAACGCGAGAAAAAGCGAGUGAAGAGGCAGCAACGUAAGAAUCGAGAUCAAUUUUUGGCUUUGCUAGAUGGUCUUCACGAGGAGGGUAAACUGACUUCAAUGUCGCUGUGGGUUGAGCUUUAUCCCAUCAUUUCGGCUGACCUGCGAUUUUCUGCCAUGCUCGGUCAAAUUGGUUCCACUCCGUUGGAUCUAUUCAAAUUCUACGUGGAAAACCUUAAAGCACGCUUCCACGAUGAAAAGAAAAUAAUCAAAGAAAUUCUUAAGGAAAAAGAAUUCAUCGUUCAGUCGGGUACGACAUUUGAAGACUUUGCCACCGUAGUUUGCGAGGACAAGCGUUCGGCCACGCUAGAUGCCGGCAAUGUGAAGCUAACGUACAACUCGUUGCUCGAGAAGGCUGAAGCUGCCGAGAAAGAAAGGCUGAAGGAGGAAACACGUCGCAUACGGAAGAUGGAGAACGAACUGAAGGGCGCGUGGUUGGAAGCCGGCCUGUCCGCCGGUGACAGCUGGGAUAUCGCGCAAAAGCUGGUCCUGGAGCUGGACGUUUACGAUCUGUACGAGAAGGAAGACAAGGUGGAGCGUCUUUGGGAAGAGUUUAUCAAGGAAGCCGAAGAUUCCUGCAGUCAUCAUCACUCGCGCUCGAAGAAAUCGAAGAAAAACCGUAAGCACAAAAAGAAAUCGCGCUCAUCUUCGAAAUCGGAAUCGGAAGCUUCGGAGCCAGAGUACGAGAAACCAGCAAAGAAGAAACGCAAAUCUCGCUCCAAAUCACGUUCCAGCAGGAGUGAGUCGGAAAGUGACGAACAGCAAAGCGAACGGGAACGCAAACGUAAGAAGAAGAAGAAGCAUCGCCGUCAUUCACGUUCUCCGUCGUUUGAGGAACCACUCAUGGCUUUGGAGACAAAAAAUGGCACGGCAUCUAAAUCUCCAUCGCCGGAAGUUGAACGCAAGAAGAGGAAAAAGGAUAAAAAGAAGAAGGAGAAACGUCGUUCGCGGUCGGUUAGCCGAGGCAGCAGUCCCGGGGCGGCUAAACAUCGAUCCCCACCGGAAGAGGGCGGUCGGAAUGGUGGCGGCGGUGGUUCUGUUUCACCCAAGGGUUCCGACGACGUUGCAUUGUCCGAAUCGGAACUGGAAUCGCAACGAGCAGCGCUACUUGCGCAGUUGAAUGAACAGAUGGACGAGUGAUGUCGGUGGUGGGGUCAGUCUGCCGAUGUCAAACUUGACCGUGACCGUUCCCGGAGAAAAUAAAACAGCAACCGAAGUAGGAGAAGCAAAAAAAAUUACAACGUCGAAUUGUAUCUCUUUGAACACUAGCAAACUAUACCAGAUGAUGAUGAAUAUGAAUGCAAUCAGUUUAUU